ACUCUGCAAACACAGUCUACCAGUUCCAAUGCGUCAAGAAGCUCUCCUUCUUCCAAAACCCUCCCCAUUCUACAACCAGAAUCCCAAUCGAAAAACCCAAAACCAAAACCCAUCAACGGAAAACAAAAUUCCACAAUGGGCAACACAAAUUCAGCCGAACCCCACCAAGAACAACCACCGCCCUCCUCCCUGCCCGAACCCCCCUCCGACUUCACCUGCGAAAUCUGCAUCGAACCCAUGUUGCCACCGACCAAGAAAUUCACAAACAACAACCUCUGCGCCCACCCCUUCUGCACCGAUUGCAUAACCAAGUACGCCCAGGUCAAAAUCGAAGACGAUCGGGCCGCCGAGAUCAAGUGCCCCGGCCUGAACUGCGACAAUUUGAUCGACCCCAUUUCCUGCCGGGCCCUGAUACCUCCUUUGCUGUUCGACAAGUGGUGCGAUCUCCUGUGCGAGAGGGCUCUGUUGGGGUUCGACCGGUGCUACUGUCCCAACAGGGUUUGCUCGGCUGCGGUGGUGAACGAGUGCGGGGGGACUGUGAGGAGGUCGGUGUGUCCCAAUUGCAAGAGGCUGUUUUGUUUUUCGUGUAAGGCGGCGUGGCACGCGGGGUACAGGUGCGAGGAGAGUGGGCAGCUGAGAGACAGGAAUGACGUUGCUUUUGGGGUUCUUGCUGAGGUGAAUAAGUGGAUGAGGUGCCCUCAGUGUAGCCAUUGCGUCGAGCGCGUUCGUGGUUGCUCCAUUGUCAAGUGCAGCUGAAAGCCUGAAAGGGAAAUAAAGUAUGUGGGGGAAGAAAAGACUGAUCUGAUUCUUCCUUGCUUUUUCAUUGGCAUGGAAGAUGUGGGAGCAGUUUCUGCUACAAGUGUGGAAGGAAGGUGCACCGACACUGGUGUGGAUGCAACAAAGAAGCUUAUAUGUGCAGACCUUGGGUUCGUAUGGUUUGUAUCAUUUAUGUAAUUCUCUUACUACUGUUUACGCUUUGGGGCGAUUAUUUUCGUUAGCAAGUAUGAGCUCAUUGUGGACAUAACUUAUUUGUAAGUAAUACUGAGCUUAUCGUCUAUGUAACUUGACAUGUUUGGAGGAUACGUGAUGAUACUGUCAACAGCUCUUUGUAGAGCUUCAGACCUCAUGUUUUGGUUUAUAUAACAGAUAAUAAUAUACAGAUUUUGAAACUCC
Rhododendron vialii is the source of this 1173-nucleotide messenger RNA. RefSeq names its product E3 ubiquitin-protein ligase RSL1-like. Gene Ontology annotation, molecular function: ubiquitin protein ligase activity; zinc ion binding; ubiquitin conjugating enzyme binding. The record is from RefSeq and is a predicted model, not a curated record. The coding region runs from base 136 to 756 and encodes 206 amino acids. Gene Ontology annotation, cellular component: cytoplasm; ubiquitin ligase complex. Lineage: Eukaryota; Viridiplantae; Streptophyta; Magnoliopsida; Ericales; Ericaceae. Gene Ontology annotation, biological process: positive regulation of proteasomal ubiquitin-dependent protein catabolic process; protein polyubiquitination; ubiquitin-dependent protein catabolic process. The transcript has 2 exons.